Messenger RNA from Paracoccidioides brasiliensis Pb18, 195 nucleotides. RefSeq lists its product as uncharacterized. The transcript has a single exon. Bases 1 to 195 code for a protein of 64 amino acids. The record is from RefSeq and is a predicted model, not a curated record.
AUGGUGGCAACCCCAUUCGUGAGUACCGUGUUGGUAGUUAUUGGCAACCGACAAGAAUCCUCUCCCAAGUCCAUCGAAAAUCUACCAAAUCCGUCCUCGACUACCUAUUACGCCCGUUAUGGUAACUAUGCGCUGACCACAGAACAGUUCGAAACCAUGUGGCAGUGCGGUCGCUUUGCGAAACGGCAAAUUUAG